GAGUGGGCACGCAUGAGUGCAACUGCAGGUUGCGCUUGUCUUGUCCUACGUUGCGCGACGUCGAUCCCGAAUUCGAAGCCUGAGGUGAUCUUUCUAUUGAUGUUGACGUCUCGUAUCAAUCCCGGGGCCAUGUGGGGCCAUGUGGGGAGCGCGCGAGGUGAUGAUCCAAGAAGCAAGCUCACAAAGGACGUGGGAGAUCUUUUUAAAAGGAGAUGGAGGGGGUACAAAGACCCCAUUCUUCCGGGAUUGUGGGUAGGAUCUUGCACAGAAGGGGUGACUCCAAGAAAAAAACAAUCGGCUGAUAUCCGAGGGCUUGAUUGCGUGAUGUUCAGCGGAGACACGAGGGAGAUGGAAGAGGGGACAAUAUUGGCAAAUAACUGCGGUAUAAGUAGUUGUAGGAAAGAUGUCAGACAAAGUCAUAAUAAACGGAAGUUGCGCUACAUGUGGAGUUCCGUAGCAUUGCGAAGUGAACAAGACACAGAGCACAUAAAAAGGGGGCUACACAUAUCAUAUAUAUCAGUACAGUAGGUGAUUCGACACGAGGGUACCCCAAAGUCAUUAGUCGAUUGUUGCUUCUCAUUGGCCGGUCGAGGAAUCGCUUUAUGAACGCACUGCCGAGGGUCAACGGCAUGGCAAAUAAUUGCUUGAUGCGCACAAGCACCACACGGAAUGCUUGCUGCUAAAGUUUGAGGCGGCUUCGUUGGACAGCUACACAGGAGUAAGUAACGUUUGCUUCUCAAACGCCAGUUCUCGCUACCGC
Molecule: messenger RNA, 760 nt
Organism: Cantharellus anzutake
Lineage: Eukaryota; Fungi; Basidiomycota; Agaricomycetes; Cantharellales; Hydnaceae
Exons: 3
Source: RefSeq, a predicted model, not a curated record